This is a messenger RNA of Vitrella brassicaformis, 1312 nucleotides long. NCBI's taxonomy places the organism in Eukaryota, Vitrellaceae. The record is from the annotation of a GenBank genome assembly.
UGCGUUUGUGGGAGUGGUAGCGGCCUGUGCUGAGAUCUUGUGCGUGCGUGGUUUGACGCCGCCUCUGGGAGAGCUGAGGUGUUUGUUGGCGCAGUAGGCAGGGCGGCGCGAUGGGGUUGGCUUUCUCGCGGAUAUGGCAGCGGCUGUUCGGCAAGAAGGAGAUGCGCAUCCUCAUGGUCGGCCUGGACGCCGCGGGCAAGACCACCAUCCUCUACAAACUCAAGCUCGGCGAAGUCGUCACCACCAUUCCCACCAUCGGUCAGCCACACAGACACACGCACACGCAGACUCACACAGACAGCCAGAUGAGGCCGGCGGGCAGGGAGAGAGGGCGCAGAGAGGCCAAACGAGACAUCGCCGGAUCGGCGUGCCUUCCGUCGGGUGGACGGGCGUGCACAGGGUCUUUCUGUGUGUGUGCGUCGGUGUGGUUGCUCAGGUUUCAACGUCGAGACUGUCGAGUACAAGAACAGUAAGGCUGGACAGAGGGAGCCCAGACAGAAAAUGGCGUCACACACAAAACUCCUGUGUGAACUGUGCGUUGUGUGUCUGUGUGUCAGUCUCCUUCACGGUGUGGGAUGUUGGCGGACAGGACAAGGUGAACAAGCACAGCUCACACCACUCCUUUAUGCGCAUCCAUCGCUCUCCUCUCUCUCACUGAGUGUGUGUGGUGAAUGUGUCACAUCUGUCUGUCGUGUGUGUGCAGAUCCGUCCGUUGUGGCGCCACUACUACCAGAACACGCAGGGGCUCAUCUUCGUCGUCGAUAGCAACGACAGGGACAGAAUUGAAGACGGUACACAAUCACACACACAUGGACAGACAGACAGACAGACAGACAGGGAGAGAGAGAGGGAGAGAGAGAUGGGGCAAUGAUGUGCCUCUGUGUGUGUGUGUGUGUGUGUGUGUAGCUCGUGAGGAGUUGCAUCGGAUGUUGAAUGAGGACGAGCUGCGCGAUGCGGUGCUGCUGGUGUUCGCCAACAAGCAGGAUCUGCCCAACGCCAUGACGGCCGCCGAGGUCACCGACAAACUCCAUCUCCACUCCAUCAGACACCGAAACUGGUACGCACACACACGUGGAUGGCCACACACGCGCAGACACACGCAUCUGGUCCUCUCUCUCUCUGUCUGCGUGUUGUGUGUGACAACAAACAGGUUCAUUCAGUCGACGUGUGCGACGACGGGCGAUGGCCUGUACGAGGGCCUCGACUGGCUCUCACGCACUCUGGCGCAAAAGAAAUGAUACUAAGACAUUCACACACACCUGCACACAUGCAUGUACGGCGGCGUGGUGCAUCGUGUGUGGGUGUCUGUCUG